Antrostomus carolinensis (chuck-will's-widow) is the source of this 777-nucleotide messenger RNA. RefSeq names its product nuclear factor I C (gene NFIC). Gene Ontology annotation, molecular function: DNA-binding transcription factor activity, RNA polymerase II-specific; RNA polymerase II cis-regulatory region sequence-specific DNA binding. The annotation marks the transcript as partial. Lineage: Eukaryota; Metazoa; Chordata; Aves; Caprimulgiformes; Caprimulgidae. The record is from RefSeq and is a predicted model, not a curated record. Gene Ontology annotation, biological process: regulation of transcription by RNA polymerase II. The transcript has 7 exons. Gene Ontology annotation, cellular component: nucleus.
AUGCGCCAGGGAGGAAGGAUGCUCCGAAAUGCAGCUCAGGCCUCAGUGGGGCGCAGGGAGCUAGAAGAUGCAGAGCAGAGCAGCAGCCCCCGUACGGGCAUCGGCUCGGACCAGGAGGACAGCAAGCCCAUCACGUUGGAUUCAACAGACUUCCAGGAAAGCUUCAUCACCUCGGGGGUGUUCAGCGUCACCGAGCUCAUCCAGGUGUCCCGAACGCCGGUGGUAACGGGCACGGGGCCAAACUUCUCCCUGGGGGAGCUGCAGGGCCACCUGGCCUAUGACCUGAACCCCUCCAGCGCCGGCAUGAGGAGGACACUGCCCAGCACCUCCUCCAGUGGGAGCAAACGGCACAAGUCGGGGUCCAUGGAGGACGACAUCGACACCAGCCCAGGGGGCGAGUACUACACCUCCUCCAACUCGCCCACCAGCAGCAGCCGCAACUGGACAGAAGACAUGGAAGGGGGCAUCUCCCCCACCGUGAAGAAGACGGAGAUGGACAAGUCCCCCUUCAACAGCCCAUCGCCCCAGGACUCCUCACCCCGGCUGAGCAGCUUCACGCAGCACCACCGUCCCGUCAUCGCGGUGCACAGCGGUAUCGCUCGAAGCCCACACCCGUCGUCUGCGCUGCAUUUCCCCACCACCUCCAUCCUCCCCCAGACGGCCUCCACCUACUUCCCCCACACGGCCAUUCGGUACCCUCCUCAUCUCAACCCACAGGACCCGCUGAAAGAUCUCGUCUCCCUGGCCUGCGACCCGUCCAACCAGCAGCCCGGACCG